Molecule: messenger RNA, 1185 nt
Organism: Sclerotinia sclerotiorum 1980 UF-70
Lineage: Eukaryota; Fungi; Ascomycota; Leotiomycetes; Helotiales; Sclerotiniaceae
Exons: 3
Coding region: 1-1185 (394 amino acids)
Cellular component (GO): endomembrane system
Source: RefSeq, a predicted model, not a curated record
AUGAGAGGAUCUUUCUAUACCUUUGCCAUAUUGGCCUGCCUUUUGGCACUUGUCGCAGCAUGGAGCAAAGAAGAUCAGGAAAUCUUUCGUCUGCAAAACGAAGUUGCUACCCAUGAUGGAGAUGAGGUUACGUUUUAUGAUCUCCUCGACAUUAAAUCAUCCGCCAGCCAAGAGGAAAUCAGAGCUGCAUACAAAAAGAAGUCUCGUACUCAACAUCCAGAUAAAGUCAAAGCUCAAUUCAUUGCCGAUAAAUCCACAGGAAAGGACGAAAAGUCCAAGAACAAGAAGCCAGGUGUCAAAGUUUCAAAGGGUCCUUCACAAGCUGAAAUCAAGGCACAUUACCAACAAGCCAGCGAUCGAUUCACACGCUUGGGCCUAAUAAACAAGAUUCUCUUGGGAGAGGGUCGCGCCCGUUACGAUCAUUUUUUGAAGAAUGGAUUUCCAAAGUGGAAGGGUACUGGUUACUACUAUGCUCGGUUCCGUCCUGGUUUUGGCUCUGUGCUUGUGGGACUCUUCAUCUUCGUUGGAGGUGGUGGACAUUACCUGGCCCUAUACUUGAGCUGGAAAAGACAGCGCGAGUUUGUUGAAAGAUAUAUCUCAUUCGCAAGAAAUGCUGCAUGGGGUGGAAAUGCCAAUCUUAAUGUGCCUGGCCUUGAUGGAACCUCAACACCUGGAACAGAUACCGAUGCUGAUGCAGAUCUUAUGGCUCAGCCAAUGAACCGAAAACAGAGACGCAUGCAGGAGAAGGAUGCCAAGAAAGACAAAUCUGACAAGAAAGUCAAGAAGGUCAAGGCAUCCGCACCUGGAACUCCAACAACUAUUACCGGACCAAAGAAGAGGGUAGUUGCUGAAAAUGGCAAAGUGCUCAUUGUCGAUUCGUCCAAUAAUGUAUACUUGGAACAACCUGAUGAGGAUGGUAAAAUGCGAGAAUAUUUGCUUGACCUUGACGAGCUUCCUGCCCCUACCAUGAGAGAAACUGCUCUUUUCCGCCUACCAACCUUUACUUUCAACCAAACGAUUGGUCGUUUCUUGAACAAAACUCCAGUCGAGGAAGAACAUGAAGAGACAGAAGAAGUAUCCAGCAGCUCCGGUGCCGAUGACUUUGAAGUUCUCGAGAAAGUCAAGACAACUGCAACAAAUGGCAAUGGGAAAGCAACAAGAAGAAAUAAGAAGAAUGGUCGAUGA